This is a messenger RNA of Chionomys nivalis (European snow vole), 8266 nucleotides long. RefSeq names its product diphosphoinositol pentakisphosphate kinase 1 (gene Ppip5k1). Lineage: Eukaryota; Metazoa; Chordata; Mammalia; Rodentia; Cricetidae. The transcript has 33 exons. Gene Ontology annotation, molecular function: diphosphoinositol pentakisphosphate kinase activity; inositol hexakisphosphate kinase activity; 5-diphosphoinositol pentakisphosphate 1-kinase activity. The record is from RefSeq and is a predicted model, not a curated record. Gene Ontology annotation, cellular component: cytosol. Gene Ontology annotation, biological process: inositol metabolic process; inositol phosphate biosynthetic process. The coding region runs from base 2124 to 6809 and encodes 1561 amino acids.
GUUGUGAAGUAUCUUUGGGAAUGCCUCGGUUAGGUCGCUUACAGGGAAUUCAGAGAGAUGGUCUGUCAGUCAGGAGGAGUGGUGUCUGCAGACGGCCUGCAUAACUGGAAACGUCAAGUAGAAUAAUGUUCUGUCUGUGGUUGAGCAAUAGAAGCAUGAGAUGGGGAGGCCGAGAUGGCCAAGGUCUAUAGAAAUCUAUAAUUUUCUAAUCAAAGCUGCAACCCUCGUUGUAAUGGCAGAUUUUAAAAUUAAAAUGGAGAGAGGAAUUAUGGAAGUCUUUAAAAUGCUGUAUGUUAACUAAUUCGCAAAAGGAGUUCUUGGCUUCAUUGGGGCUGGCAGUGUUUCUGAGAACUUCUAUGGAACAUGGAAAAUUUCUGUUGAGUGAUUCCAUUUUAUUUUUGGAAAAUAAUAAUAGUUGCUCAUACCCUUACAAUUCAUUAUUAGCAAAUGCUAGCCUGUGUGUAUAAGCUUCCGAUCUUUUGGAGUUUUGAAAAUAGACAUUUAUUUAUAGGUAAGAUUGUAUAGGUAUCGCUGGAAACUCACCGCCAUUCUCGCUUUUCUUCAAAUGUAACUACUGUUACAGAUUUGAUGUCUUUUCAGUCCAUUUUUAAAAUUAUGCCAUUUUAAAAAUUAUAUGUUUUGUUUUGUUUUGGGGCAGGUCUCACUGUGGUUCUGGCUGGCCUGGAACUCACAAUGUAGACCAGGAUAGCCCUGAGCUCACAGAGAUCUCCCUGCUUCUGCCUCCCAAGUUCAGGUACUGAAGGCGCGCACCACCACACACAGAUUCAAUCUUUUAAAUGGCUACUAACUGGGGGCUGGAAAGAUGGCUUAGUGAUUAAGAUCCCUGGUUGUUCUUUCAGGGGACCCGGGUUCCAUUCCCAGCACAAAUGUGUACAGAGACACCUGCAGGUAGAACACCCAUACAUAUCAAAGAAUUGCUGACAAUCAGCAACAAUAACAAACCAACCAGGAGCCUGUACUGACUGCAUAUGCAGUUAUGAAUAGCACGUGUUUAUUUACGCAAAUGGUUGUGCUCCGUGUUUUUCUUGGGCAUUGGUACUCGGAAACUGUUGCAUACAGCUUACAUGUAUAGUGUGUAUGUUUGUGGAUCCAUAGCGCACAUGUGCAGGUCAGAGGACAACCUGUGGAAGUCAGUGUCCCUCCCUCCAACCCUCAUCCUCGUCAGGUAGCUCCUAGGGUUCAAACUAAGAUUGUUAGGCUUGGCAGCAAGUACCACCAUCUGAUCCGUCUUGCUGGCCCUCAUUCAUUUUUAAAAUCUGGGUUUUUUUUUCUUCCAUAUAAAGAGUUUACCAUCCUUCUCCUUAUGGCAUCUGGAUUGUUCUUAGUUUUCCGCGUAGGUCACAAUGAGGUAGAGAAGGGAAGAAUGUCCUUGGGUGUAUCCACGUGGGUAGGGGAGUCUUACCACAGCCUAUCCACCUCUGUGCUGCUAACAAUUUGGGCUCGCUAGAUGUUGAGCUAGCAUAUACAUUUUAGAAUUUCUUGUGGCAUUCCUGCCGUCUGCUUACUAGAAACCAGUGUGGCACUUUGCGGUUCUGGUAACCAGGAAUGUUGCCUGACGGAUUCUCUCUGGUGUUUCCAUUAACACUCAAGGCAUGUGCACGUAGAGUGGAACUGCCAGCUUGUUCCGAUCCAAAUUCAUAAGAUGUUCUUACCAGUGUGGCCUUAGGACGUUUUUUCCAGUCUAGCUGCUGCUAUAACAGACCUUGUCUUAGGCCAGCGUUGGUCUUGCAGUACUAAAGGACUGGAUGGACCACUGAGAUCGUUGUUUGAACGGAUUGAGAACUGCUGUGUGAGUGUUUACUCUCAGUCUCUCAGCACCAGACUUCCCUGCUUGGACUGAUUCUCUGGAUUUGGAUAUCUGUUUUUCUCAGAUGAUGUGGAUGAAGGAGAAAGGGCAAGCACAGGAGAUGUUAGUGUUCUGAGACAAUGCUUAGCGUGGAGGGUGUCCUGGAGAAAUGUUUCUUGAGCUAAUAGCAGGAAUCAACUGUAGCCUUCCUUGGAGAACUGCUUCUUCUAUUUGCUGCCUGGAGUUAACAUUGUUUCCUGCUGGCAGAAUCAGGGACAUGCCAGCACUAGCGGGAUGAGUGGGUGUUCCGGCGGGGAUGUGGUCAUUGACGGCCAAUGAGGACGAGAGCAGUACGGCCCACUUCUUCCUCGGAGCUGGAGAUGAGGGCUUGGGCACCUGUGGAAUAGGCAUGAGGAUGGAAGAGAGUGACAGUGAGCUCCUUGAGGACGAGGAGGAUGAAGUGCCUCCAGAACCUCAGAUUAUUGUUGGCAUCUGUGCCAUGACCAAGAAAUCCAAGUCCAAGCCAAUGACUCAAAUCCUAGAGCGACUCUGCAGGUUUGACUACCUGACUGUAGUCAUCCUGGGAGAAGAUGUCAUCCUCAAUGAACCCGUGGAGAACUGGCCGUCCUGCCACUGCCUCAUUUCUUUCCACUCCAAAGGCUUUCCUCUGGACAAAGCUGUUGCUUACUCCAAGCUUCGAAACCCCUUCCUUAUCAAUGAUCUGGCCAUGCAGUAUUACAUCCAAGAUAGGAGGGAGGUGUAUCGGAUCCUGCAGGAGGAAGGUAUUGAUCUGCCAAGAUAUGCCGUGCUCAACCGUGACCCCGCCUGUCCUGAGGAGUGCAGCCUGAUAGAAGGUGAAGACCAGGUGGAGGUCAAUGGCGCUGUCUUUCCCAAGCCCUUUGUGGAGAAGCCAGUGAGUGCGGAGGACCACAAUGUUUACAUCUACUACCCCAGCUCUGCUGGGGGAGGAAGCCAACGCCUCUUUCGUAAGAUCGGCAGUCGGAGCAGUGUUUACUCUCCCGAGAGCAGCGUCCGGAAGACUGGAUCAUACAUCUAUGAGGAGUUUAUGCCAACAGAUGGCACAGAUGUUAAGGUAUAUACAGUGGGGCCCGAUUAUGCCCAUGCUGAAGCUAGAAAGUCUCCAGCUUUGGAUGGGAAGGUUGAACGGGACAGUGAGGGGAAAGAGGUGCGCUAUCCAGUCAUGCUGACCGCCAUGGAAAAGCUGGUAGCCAGGAAAGUCUGCGUAGCUUUUAAGCAAACAGUCUGUGGAUUUGACCUUCUUCGUGCCAACGGUCACUCCUUCGUGUGUGACGUCAAUGGCUUUAGCUUUGUCAAGAACUCGAUGAAAUAUUAUGAUGAUUGUGCCAAGAUUCUGGGGAACACCAUUAUGCGGGAGCUUGCCCCACAAUUCCAGAUCCCAUGGUCCAUCCCCACAGAAGCCGAGGACAUUCCCAUCGUCCCUACCACAUCUGGCACUAUGAUGGAGCUCCGCUGUGUCAUCGCAAUUAUCCGUCAUGGAGAUCGAACUCCAAAGCAGAAGAUGAAGAUGGAAGUGACCCACCCGAGGUUUUUUGCUCUCUUUGAAAAACAUGGUGGAUACAAGACGGGAAAAUUAAAACUUAAGCGACCUGAGCAGCUCCAGGAGGUACUGGACAUUACGAGGCUCCUGUUAGCCGAACUGGAGAAAGAACCAGGCAUUGAGAUCGAGGAGAAGACCGGGAAGCUGGAGCAGCUGAAGUCCGUGCUGGAGAUGUAUGGGCACUUCUCGGGUAUCAAUCGGAAGGUGCAGCUGACUUACUACCCCCACGGAGUGAAAGCUUCAAAUGAGGGCCAAGAUCCACAGAGAGAAGCCCUGGCUCCCUCUCUCCUGCUGGUACUGAAGUGGGGUGGAGAGCUGACUCCCGAUGGCCGUGUACAGGCCGAGGAGCUGGGACGAGCUUUUCGCUGCAUGUACCCUGGAGGCCAGGGUGACUAUGCUGGCUUCCCUGGCUGUGGGCUGCUUCGUCUCCAUAGCACUUUCCGUCAUGACCUCAAGAUCUACGCGUCCGACGAGGGCCGCGUGCAGAUGACCGCUGCUGCCUUUGCGAAGGGCCUCCUGGCUCUAGAAGGGGAGCUGACACCCAUUCUGGUGCAAAUGGUGAAGAGCGCCAACAUGAAUGGGCUGCUGGACAGCGACAGUGACUCCCUGAGCAGCUGCCAGCACCGUGUCAAGGCACGGCUGCACCACAUUUUGCAGCAGGAUGCACCCUUUGGCCCCGAGGACUAUGACCAGCUGGCUCCCACCGGAAGCACUUCUCUCCUCAACUCCAUGUCUAUCAUCCAGAAUCCUGUCAAAGUCUGUAAUCAGGUGUUUUCCCUGAUUGAAAACCUAACCCACCAGAUUCGGGAACGGAUGCAGGACCCCAGCUCUGUAGACCUGCAGCUCUACCACAGUGAGACUCUAGAGCUAAUGCUGCAGCGUUGGAGCAAACUAGAGCGCGACUUUCGGCACAAGAGCGGGCGCUAUGACAUCAGCAAGAUCCCUGAUAUCUACGACUGUGUCAAGUAUGAUGUACAACAUAACGGGAGUCUGGGGCUUCAGGGCACAGCCGAGUUGCUGCAUCUUUCAAAAGCUCUGGCCGAUGUGGUCAUUCCCCAGGAGUAUGGGAUCAGUCGGGAGGAGAAAAUGGAAAUUGCUGUGGGCUUCUGUCUUCCCCUUCUGCGGAAAAUCCUGCUUGACCUACAGAGAACCCACGAGGAUGAGUCUGUCAACAAGCUGCAUCCCCUGUACUCCCGUGGAGUGCUCUCUCCAGGGCGCCAUGUUCGAACACGUCUGUAUUUCACCAGUGAAAGUCACGUUCACUCCCUACUCAGUGUCUUCCGUUAUGGGGGACUUCUUGACGAGACCCAGGAUGCACAAUGGCAGCGAGCUUUGGCUUAUCUUAGUGCCAUCUCAGAGCUCAACUACAUGACCCAGAUUGUUAUCAUGCUUUAUGAGGACAACACACGGGACCCAUUGUCGGAGGAGCGGUUCCAUGUGGAGCUCCACUUCAGCCCUGGGGUGAAAGGUAUUGAAGAGGGCAGUGCCCCAGCUGGCUGUGGAUUCCGCCCAGCUUCUUCAGAGAAUGAGGAGAUGAAAGCAGAUCAAGGCAGCAUAGAGAACCUGUGCCCAGGGAAGUCCUCAGAUGAACCAGACCGAGCAUUGCAGACCUCUCCCCAACCUGUCGAGGGCACUGGCCUCCCAAGGAGGUCACCCCUCAUUCGGAAUCGAAAAGCUGGCUCCAUGGAGGUCAUGAACAUGCAGUGCACGGGGAACCUGGACCUGAUCCCCUUGAGGGGACGGCGCCGCAGGAGGUCAGGAGACCUCCCUCGGCUUUCCCCAGCCAUCGGCCUACAGCCCCGGGCUGUGUCCACCACUCACCUGGCUUCCUGCACACAGGUGCUGUCUGAGACUUCAUCUUCAAGGCCCGGUGGCUACCGGCUGUUUUCAUCUUCGCGUCCCCCAACAGAGAUGAAGCAGAGUGGCCUAGGCUCACAGUGCACAGGGCUAUUCAGCACCACAGUGCUGGGCGGUUCCUCCAGCGCUCCGAAUCUUCAGGACUACGCCCGCAGCCAUGGCAAAAAACUCCCGCCUGCCAGUCUAAAGCACCGAGAUGAGCUCUUGUUUGUCCCGGCCGUAAAACGAUUUUCUGUGUCGUUUGCAAAGCAUCCGACUAACGAGCUGCUGGAUGACCAGCACCCUGUGGUCCGGUUGCUGCGCACUUUUUCCUCUGACUGCCCAAGGGGCUGGCCAGUUUCCUUGGAUGCCACGCUGGCGCACCACCUGCACCAGUGCUCCUACCACCUGCGCCUCUUCCGGAACUGGCUGCGCUCAGGCCAGGAUGACCCCGAGUGCCUCUACGGAUUUGAAGGGUGCUCCAUGGUACCUACCAUCUACCCCCUGGAAACACUACACAAUGCCCUUUCCCUGCGUCAAGUGAGUGAGUUCUUGACUAAAGUCUGCCAGCACCACACUGAUGCCCAUGCACAGGCAUCUGCAGCCCUCUUUGACUCUGUGCACAACCCGGCCUCAGAUAGCCCGUUUUCCCCACCCCGUACUCUUCACUCGCCACCGCUGCAACUCCGGCAUCGCUCUGAAAAGCCACCUUGGUACAGCAGUGGUCCUUCCAGCACCGUGUCCAGUGCUGGACCUUCCUCUCCUACUGCAGCGGAUGGAAACUCACAUUUUGGCUUCAGUGAUCAGUCCUCUGUAAAUACACAUAUGACUGAAGAAAGCCAAGGCCUUGGGCUGCUCCAGGAGCCUCCUGGAGACAGAACACAAGAGUUCCCCAUAGAAAGACCCCAAGAGCUUGUGGAGCCCGAUCAGCCUCCUCAGGAAUCACCUGUGGAAACCAGCCCUCUAGGAGGCCAGGAUGUUGCUGAGGUCAGCCAGUUAUGCCAGGAGGUCCCAGAUGCCACCCAGACAUGCUCUAACAUCCUUGAGGAGGUCCCUGACAUCAGCCAGCUGUUCCUGAAGAACUAUGACACUGCCACCAGCACAUGUCAGCCAGGCCAGGCCAACCAACUGUCUCACAAGGCUUAUGAGGAAGCCAGCCAGCUUUGUCAAGACAACCCUGAGGAGAGUAACCAACUGUGCCAGGAGGUCCCUGUGGAGCUGGGCAGGAUGGCCCAUGGAGGCCCUGUAAGCAUUGGUAGCAUGGUCCAGGAAACAGUUAUGGAAAUUGGCAGGCCAACCCAAGAGAUCCCUGAAGAGAUCGGCCCGCCAUGCCAGGAAUUCUCUGUGGAGGUUGGCAUACUGGCUCAGGAAGUCCCUGCCAUCAUCGAGUUGUCUCAAGACAUUCCUGAGGCUGACAGAUCAUCCAAAGAGCUCACUGAGGAGGCUGGUCUGCAGGCUCAGGAGGUCUCUGAGGAGACUGAUCAAGACUCCAGGGAGGAUCUCCCCCAAGGCCAGGAUCCAUCUAGUGAUGUAAACACUGAAAGUCAGCCUCUGGCCCAGGACCAGCACUCCUCCAGCAACGUGUAAUUAGUCGCUUUCCCCCUGGUGUCGUCCUCCACCAGCCAUCUGAGCCAGUGGCCUUUCUGUUGGCUGACGCACCAGCCAGAGCAAGGCCUGGGCUCACAUCAGGGAUGUCUGAGGAAGUAUAAAACCUAUGCCUAAGGGGAGCUAAUCUAUGUUCAGAGCAGUUAUUCGCUCUUCACUAGCUGUGGGGUAGGAAAUCAUAGAUUGUUCAAGGAAAUGCCACUUAACUGUUGAUACUGGUGAGGGGAUAGCAAAUGUACAAUGGAAGGCAGAAGGCUUUCUACUUGUUGAAGGAAAUAUUCACAACUUCUUAAGGUACCCUCAGACCAUAUGUGCAUUCAAGGAAGCUCUUGUCUUCACUGUCACAGGCAGGCCCAGGGCAGCCGCCCGAAAUGUCUGCCGAAUAGAGUUGCCUUCUCACAAACAUCUGUCGUGGCCACUCAUGGCCUAGAAUGGGCUCAUGGGUGUUUCCGUAUAAUUGCCAAGUGCUCCCUCUGCCCUAGUCCUGCUCCUCUGGACGGUGACUCUAGAGAAAAGUAAUAUUAGAUUGCCAUGCAACUUCAGGGUGACUACCUGCUCUGGGAGAUUUGGAUCAAUCUAUGAAGCUAGGCCUCCUUUUGUUGUGAGGCUGUUGGGUUUAGAAGAUGCUAUAGUAGAGAGAAUAAGUUCUAUUUUAAGCAAUUAGCAGAGAUCAAUGAUGUACAGACAUGAGCAAAGAUUUAAUAUAUAUAUAUAUAUAAACAUAUAUAUUUCUGUAGUUUGCCAGGGACAGACUGGCCAAAGAUCAAACACUCCAGGGUCCCCACGACGUCUGUCCUUAUACCAUGUGUCUUUAGGACCAUAUAUGAUUAUGAAGCUUUUCCCAAAGAUUUAGGGGUGGAAGUGGGCGUGGAUAAUGCAGUCAUUGGAGUCAGGGGCCGGGACAUAACGAGUGCUCAAUAAAUACGAGAUAAUGAGAACACAGGUGGUGACGCCUUUGUGAACUCGAUAAUCAAAAGGUAAGCCAGUUGUGUCUGUGACUGAAUCAAUCAAACUGUUGUAGUUGAGCAGGGAUUGGCUUUAAAAAUAGAGAAGUCUGGCAUUUGAGUCCCUAUAGGGUCAGUCUUCCUCCCCAAAUGUUUUUAAUGAACAGAGUGCUGAGAAGUGUGACUGGAACAAGAUUUGAGUUCUGUGAAGUGGCAAAGGCCACUGCCUUCUCACCAGCUCCCAAGAAACACGCCCUAAUGUCUUCUCCAGUGCCUUAGAGGGAAACUGACAUGAAGAAGUAAUGCCUGGUCGUCUCUUUUUUUUUUUUUUUUUUUUUUUUUUUUUUUUUUUGAUUUUCGAGACAGGGUUUCUCUGUAGCUUUUGGUUCCUGUCCUGGAACUAGCUCUUGUAGACCAGGCUGGCCUCGAACUCACAGAGAUCCACCUGCCUCUGCCUCCCAAGUGCUGGGAUUAAAGGCGUGCGCCACCACCACC